AUGAUUUUCUCAUUUGCACAUGAGUUUAAAGAGAUCAGGUUAACUGAGGGCUGUGAAGGGAAUCUGGAGGUUUUCUACAAUGGAUCCUGGGGUAAUGUGUGCUGGAACCAGAUGGACAGAGACACAGUGAGUCUGAUCUGUCAAGAGCUGAACUGUGGAAGAUCUGGUGUUUUGUCUGAUUCUACAGCAAGAGUGAAAUCAGCUCCUAACUGGCUGGAUAAAGUUACAUGUCGACCAUAUGAUUUAACUUUAUGGCAAUGUCCAUCUUCACCUUGGGGACAGAAUUACUGUGGUGAAGAUGAAGUGGCCAAAAUCACCUGUUCAGAGGAGGAAACUAGUGAUUCACCUCAGAGUCGUCAGACAUGUUUUACCUCACCGUCUCCUUACCAGAGACAGUGUGCAAAUCAUCUUCCUCUCAGACUGACUGAAACGGACGGCCGGUGCUCUGGGAGGCUGGAGGUGUAUCAUAACGCUGUGUGGGGCUCAGUCUGUGAUGAUCACUGGGACAUCAGCGAUGCUCAGGUGGUCUGCAGGCAGCUGGGUUGUGGAGCAGCACUGAGGGCUGAUGGGAAUUCAGUCUUUGGUGCUGGUGAAGGUGUUGUGUGGAUGAACAAAGUAGAGUGCAGAGGGAAUGAGAUUCACCUGUGGGACUGUCCUCUCUCCCUGAAUAACAACACUGACUGUUUCCGCAAGAAGCACGCUGGACUCACCUGUGCAGACUUGCCAGAUGUGUCAGUGUCCACUACUCCUGUCACAACAUCAUCAGCUUCUCCUCCAGUUUCUCCUUCAGUGCGCUCAACAUCAGUCGCUCCUCCACAAACUCCUCCACCAGAGUCUCUCCCAGUGCUUGUGAUUGUUCUGGGAGUUGUGCUCUUACUGCUCUUAGUGCCACUGCUUAUACUGAUUCAGCAGAACAGAGUGAUGAGGAGAGCUCUCUCUAAGAGGAGACACAGGAUGAAGACUGAGGCCAUUUAUGAGGAGAUUCAGCACAGACACAAUCACUUCACUCAGAGGGGGAGUCUCAUCUCUGAAGAACGGCAUUCUGGGUAUGAAGAUGCUGAUGAGCUUCUCUCAGAAGAGAUGAAUCAAAUCACACCGGGAUACUAUGAUGAUGUCAUCACUGAUGGACUCAAAACAGAUCGUGAGACAGUGGACACACUAGAUCGUUAUGAUGAUGUCAUCAUUAUUGGACAGAACUUUCAAGGUGUAACUAAGGGAGAUCAGGAGGAGUAUGAUGAUGUGAAGAACAGCAAUGAAGAUGAGAAAAACCUGUUAGACUAUGAUAAUGUGGGGGAGGUGUCAAAUAAAGAAGGAGGGGCCAUAUGACUCAAUGGCCACACCCUCUGCCUCUGUUUAUGAAAUUAUAUUACAGUUACUGGAGCUGCUGGGAGCUUCUCAUAUUGCUACUAAUGCAUCAGUGCCUUAUGUUUUUGUUAUUUUAAAUAUUUUUGUAUGAAAAGUAAGAUGCUUUGCAAAA
Messenger RNA from Carassius gibelio (silver crucian carp), 1477 nucleotides. RefSeq names its product antigen WC1.1-like. The transcript has 10 exons. Lineage: Eukaryota; Metazoa; Chordata; Actinopteri; Cypriniformes; Cyprinidae. Gene Ontology annotation, cellular component: membrane. The coding region runs from base 1 to 1326 and encodes 441 amino acids. The record is from RefSeq and is a predicted model, not a curated record.